UAAAGUCCAGGACUAAUGGACUUCUGUUUAACUUCUGAGUUCCUCCAUCGCCUCGCAGCCUGUCGCCUGUCAAUCAAACUGAGUCAUGUGACCCCAGGAGGAGGGAGAUCAGGCCUCUUAAGAGCAGCAGCCACAGGACCAGCAGCUCAGAUCCAGAGCCAGCACCAGGACCAGCAGAAGACCUCCAGACCAGAACCCAGUAUGCAUCCUACACGUUGUCCUGUCAUCCUGGCCCUCGCAGCCCUGGCUCUGUGCAGUCUGGGAGUCUCCUCUCAGGCUGACAGAGAGCAGGACCAGUACCAGGACCAGGACCUGGACCUGGAGCUGCGUCACCACCGGUUGCUGCAGCAAGCCCGCAGCGCUGGUCUCCUGUCGCAGGAGUGGAGCAAACGUGCGGUGGAGGACCUGCUGGCUCAGAUGUCCAGGCCAGAGGUGGUCUCCAUACAAACAGAGGGGAGGAUGAACCUGGAGCGGUCCGUGGACCCCCCAAACAACAACAAYGCACAACGUGAGCGCAAAGCCGGCUGCAAGAACUUCUACUGGAAAGGCUUCACCAACUGUURAAGCCUGAUCAGCUGAACCAACCAAUCACCUGGAUGAGUGUGUGGACGGACCAAUCAGCACCUGAAUAAUUAAUGUAAUUAAACAAUAAAGAGAAAAUCAAUCAGAA
This is a messenger RNA of Austrofundulus limnaeus, 670 nucleotides long. RefSeq names its product somatostatin-2-like. The transcript has 4 exons. Bases 16 to 579 code for a protein of 187 amino acids. Lineage: Eukaryota; Metazoa; Chordata; Actinopteri; Cyprinodontiformes; Rivulidae. Gene Ontology annotation, biological process: regulation of cell migration. Gene Ontology annotation, cellular component: extracellular region. The record is from RefSeq and is a predicted model, not a curated record. Gene Ontology annotation, molecular function: hormone activity.